UAAAUUAUCUAAUAUCUGAUAAAACGCCUUUAUUCCUCCAAACCUUCGCCGUAUUUCUCCGCCUCCCUCUGAAUCCUCUCUUCUUCCUCCAGGAGUCAGAAUUCGAUUCAAACAAGCAGCCCGACAGCCCGUCAGAGGAGGAGCCCUCCACCCCCAGAGCCACCGUCCCCCCCAACCCAAAGUAUGAGCUGCUGAUGAACCACGAGCUGAAAACCAACGGCCUGAGCAGCAGGGAGGCCAACGGUCCAGGAGGCGGCGGCUCGGCCGGGGAGAGCAGCCCCAGGCUGUCCAGAUGGGAGGCCGGCCGGCUGGGGACCAACAGCUUCCGGGGGUCCCUGGAGUCCCUGGCCUCGCGGGACUGGGACGCAGGUUCAGACAGGGUGGGCGCCAUCGACAGCCCCCCCAGGGUGUUCAACAGUCCCUACUCCAACACCCUCUCCAUGGAUUUUCACCCCCCGUUCCGGGCGUCUGAGUUCAAGGGCGGACUCUCUCCUGCCACCUCAGAGCACAACCUCUACAGCUUCAACAGUCGCAGCACCAGUCCCAUCGGCAUCUCCGGCUCCAUGACGACCGCCUCCAGGACCCGAUUCUCCACCUACGACACACUGAGGAGGAGGCCUGACAUGAACCCCGCCCUCACACAUAAAGUGGCGCCGGUUCACUACAGCAUGCGUUCCUCCACGCUGGGAGCUCCAAACAGGAAGGACUUCAUAGAAGAACUGACCAAGCAGCUGGACGCCUGUCAGAAGCGGAACAACUUCCUGGAGGCGGAGAGCGUGGAGAUGGAGAAAGAGAGGGAGCAGAUCAGGUUCGACAUGCGCGCCCUGCUGGUGAACAACGAGGACCUGCUGAGGACCAACGCCCAGCUGAACAACGAGAUGAAGAGGAUCCGGGAGCAGAUGAUGGAGAUGGAGAAGGAGAGCCAGGCCGUGAAGGAGCAGUACAUCCAGAUGGAGAUGGAGGUGAGACAAGCUCGAGAAAUGAUGGUGGAGGCCAACAAUCAGGAGUACGCCUUCAACUUCCUGCAGCAGUCCCUGAAGAACAAGAUCCAGGAUGCUGAGGAGAACAUGGAGAAGCAGAACCAGCACGCCAAAGGUCUGGCUGAGAAGCUGUGGCUGGCAGAGAGGCAGAUCGAGGAGAUGGAGGUGGACAAAGAAACCCGAGACAAGAGGACAGCUGAUCUCAACAGCACCAUCCUCAGGCUGGAGGAGGAGCUCGGCGAGGCGCUGCAGAUCUCCACCCAGAGCUCGGCAGAACUGAACCUGCAGCACAAGCUGCGUGAGGACGCCCAGAACCGAGUGGAUGAGCUGGAGGAGCUGAUUCUGGAGAAGGACCAGGAGAUCCAGAGGCUGGAGCUAACAGUCAGCAAACUGCAGGGAGAGGUCUCUGGAAAGCUGAUCGAUAAGGAGCGCAGCCUGGAGGACGAGAUCCAGCUGAGGGAGCGGCUGCAGCUGCAGGUCCGGCAGGCGGAGAGGACGGUGGACGACCUGACCCUGGAGCUGCAGGCCACCAACCACACCAAGGACGACCUGACCAAGCAGCUGAAAACCGCUCAGGAGAAGCUGAUCGACCUGGAGAGCGAACUGGAGGAGCUGCAGGACAGCGAGCGGCGGUGGGCCGCCAAGCAGAAGAAGGCCAUCGAGCAGACCGAGCAGCUGCAGCUUAAGCUGAUUCAGGAGAAAGAUCUGAGCGACCAGCUGGAGAUGGAGAAGACUUUCAUGGAGAGACAGAUCAGAGACCUUCGCCUGCAGGUGGAGGACCUGGAGAGCUCCAGGGUCCAGGAGGACGUGGUCUCCCGAGCCGAGACCCGGUCCAAGGAGCUGGAGAGCGCUCUGAGAGCGGAGGAGAGGAACAAAGCAAAUCUGAGCAACACCAUCAGUAAACUGGAGAGGAAGAUCAACGAGCUGAACGACCAGAUGGAGGAGGAGCAGCGGAUCGCCACCGAGCAGAAGGAGCUGAUGAACCAGAGGAUCCGGACCCUGAAGCGGCAGCUCAACGAGGUGGAGGAGGAGGCCACCAGGAAGGAGGCGCAGUUCCGCCACCUCCAGAGGGAGCUGACCGAGGAGAGGGAGACGAGCAGCCGCCUGCAGAGGCAGCUGAUGGACCAGCACCUCCAGAGCAAACGUAAGGAGAACCUGAGCAUCCGGCAGACCCUGGACAACCUGCGGCUGGAUCUGAGUGCGGACGAAGACGAGGAGGAAGAGCUGCCAGCGAACGAUCCGCCAAGCAGCGUGACUAACGUCUGAUGGUUCUCAGGAGGAUUGGAGUUUAGCAGGAGCUCUGCAGCAGAGCCCACCUUCAUCCGGUGGGAAACCAUCCCGCGCGUCUGGGAAUUCGUUCAACACUUUAAACUGGAAUUCAUUCAAAUGUUUGAUGAAAUUUGGUGCUCGGUUUGUAGCAAACAGGUUAUUUUUUUAUCUUCCGGUGGUUUCUGCCAUGAAACGACUCCAAACGUACAGGUUAGCCCCGUAAUCAGGACUCCAUAUAAAAGAAUGUCUCCCUCUGCUGGCUAAAGUUGAGAACUACCCCCACCUGUGGCUCCAGCUGCUGUUUUCUUUCACCUGUUUCUGGGAGCAGGAAUUUCUGUGGCCUGAUAGAUAAAAUAAGCUUUAAACAUUCAGAUGACACGUUUAUUUUCUGUAAAGGAACAAAUGCAUCUGCAGUAUUUUGUCUAAGAUGUUUUACAGCGUCUCCGUGGGAUACCGAGGGAUUUGAUCGCGGCUAUUUUCAACUCAAUCACAAGAGAGAUUAUUUAUACAUGUAUUGUUUUUAAAGAUAAAGUCUUUGUGGGACGUCUUUGUUUUUAUUUUGCUGCUGCGUCGAUGUAACUGUCUGUCCGUCUGUCUGUCCGUCUGUAGAGGAGUUCUUCCAGAGGUGGAGAUUAUAUGAACAUUUAAUCUGGGGGGGCGGUGCCAAACAUUCAGAUUACCAGUUUACUCCCAUCUCUAUUGAGCACGUUUAAAGUGAGGAAAUCAUUUUUAAAGCACGGAGGGGAUUUUUACUGAACCGUGUUCUACUAACAGCCUUUUUUAAAACUGUGGUAAAAUCACCUGUUUGUAAAAAAAAAGAAAAAAAAAAAGAGGAAAUUGUUGGUUUAUUGAAAUAAACCUAAAACAUUUUUACCGUGUUUACAAUGUUUUCUUGUUUUAAACGAGCACAACAUGAGGUUAGAAAUCAAAUGUCACACUUUUUGUUUUACACUUUGUCUUAAAGCUAAAACUAUUUUCUGUCAGAGUGGGUAUUUAUUUUCAGCCCUUGGUGCAAACUAACAUUAAAGUCUUCAA
This is a messenger RNA of Cyprinodon variegatus (sheepshead minnow), 3284 nucleotides long. RefSeq names its product cingulin-like protein 1. The record is from RefSeq and is a predicted model, not a curated record. Gene Ontology annotation, cellular component: myosin complex. Bases 195 to 2246 code for a protein of 683 amino acids. Lineage: Eukaryota; Metazoa; Chordata; Actinopteri; Cyprinodontiformes; Cyprinodontidae. The transcript has 16 exons.